UAAAUUUUUCACGUAUCUUCACUGCUACAAUUGACCUUGGAAGAACCCUAAUUAGUGCAGGUCUAUCACCAUCUUCUUCUUCUCGAUUCAAUCAGAUUCGUGAAAGAAGAAGUGAAACAAUGAAGCUAUCGUUUUCCGUCCCCUCACGAAAUCCCCAAUCGAAGCCCAAACCCGUCAAUACCUUCGACGACACUUCCACCGCCCAAAAUGACGCUGACGGAUCCAAACACCUCAUCACCGAAUUCGAUCCUUCCAAACCCGGUCCCUCCUCCCCCAAAAUCCUAAUUCCGCCAGUCCAAAACGAAUGGAAACCCUUUAAGAAGAUGAAGAACCUCCACCUCCCCACCGCCGACCCUGAAUCCGAACCCCUUACAUUCGAAGUCCACGCCGUCGACGGCCAACCCGACUCCGACGUCUCCUAUGGCCUCAACCUCCGCACCGACAAAAAGACUGAGCAAAACAACGGCAGCGCACUUCCGCCGCCGCCGCGCCGCGUUCCGGUGGAGGGCACGAUGCUGCAGAAGCUGAAGGACGACAUGGAGAGGCUACCGGACGAUCAGGGGUUCGACGAAUUCAAGGAUGUUCCAGUCGAGGGUUUUGGCGCCGCGCUGCUGGCCGGGUACGGGUGGAAGGAAGGGAUGGGGAUUGGAAAGAACGCGAAGGACGACGUGAAGGUUAGGGAGAUCAAGCGGAGAACUGCCAAGGAAGGAUUGGGUUUUGUUGGUGAUGCUCCUGCUGCGCUGGUUAGGAGUAGCAAUGACAAGGACAAGAAAGCAAAAAGA
This is a messenger RNA of Vigna umbellata (rice bean), 782 nucleotides long. Lineage: Eukaryota; Viridiplantae; Streptophyta; Magnoliopsida; Fabales; Fabaceae. The record is from RefSeq and is a predicted model, not a curated record.